GUCUCUGACUCGGAUAAAUGAUAACUUGUGUAACGGUAAUAACUUGUAUGAAGGUAAUAACUUGUAUAACGCUAAUAACUUGUAUAACGCUAAUAACUUGUAUAACGGUAAUAACUUGUAUGAAGGUAAUAACUUGUUUGACGGUAAUAACUUGUAUGACGGUAAUAACUUGUAUAACGGUAAUAACUUGUAUGACGGUAAUAACUUGUAUGACGGUAAUAACUUGUAUGACGGUAAUAACUUGUAUAACGGUAAUAACUUGUAUAACGGUAACAACUUGUAUAACUUUAAUAACUUGUAUAACGGUAAUAACUUGUAUAACGGUAAUAACUUGUAUAACGGUAAUAACUUGUAUAACGGUAAUAACUUGUAUGAAGGUAAUAACUUGUAUGACGGUAAUAACUUGUAUAACGGUAAUAACUUGUAUAACGGUAAUAACUUGUAUGACGGUAAUAACUUGUAUGACGGUGUUAACUUGUAUGACGGUAAUAACUUGUAUGACGGUAAUAACUUGUAUAACGGUAAUAACUUGUAUGACGGUAAUAACUUGUAUAACGGUAAUAACUUGUAUGACGGUAAUAACUUGUAUGACGGUAAUAACUUGUAUGACGGUAAUAACUUGUAUAACGGUAAUAACUUGUAUAACGGUAACAACUUGUAUAACGGUAAUAACUUGUAUAACGGUAAUAACUAACUUGAAUAAUCUAGAUACCAUUUUGUUUAAAAACAGAAAACAAUUUUUUUUUUCUCCUUCAAAUAAUUGCCUUGGUUUCAGAUUACCAGGCUGCCAUUCUCCCCACGACCAUCUCACUUUUUACUCACACCCCUCCCACAUUCCCCCAACCCCCAUGAGUUUUCCGUAUGGAUAUGUAGCUGAAUGGCGUCUCAAGAUAAGGUGAUUGCGACCUCGACUUUUUGUCCCAAUCUGCAAGUCAUGGUGGAAACGCUAUAGCAGAGCUCUGUGUUCUCUGCUAAUUAAGUCCCAAAGAUAAAACUGAAACAGUACCACAUCUCGUGACAUUGCUUACAAGAUAUAGGAGCAACUGCUUUAACACCCUUAACUGCGUUACUCGUUUUCGGCACAUUUGAGAGCUCCAUUGACCACACACAGACCCUGGUCAUAUUUGGUAACGUGUUUUGUCGUGAUUGCUCCUAAAAGAAUUGUUGGAUAUUUUAUUCUAAAGUAAAAACAUUACGCCAUGAGAGUACCGUGGGUCAAGAUUCUGUGUAUUCUUGUAAUACUCUGUGCGGUUUUAACAAUUCUUGAAGCCAAGAAAUCAAAAAGAUCCAAGAGAGAAAAUAAAAACAAACAGAAACCGGACAAAGGUCGGCCGCAGAGACCAGGCAAAAAUCCCUCGUACACCGAACCCGUGGAGAUCACUGAAAAGACGGAGUUGGAUUCUGAUAGUGUCCAACAAAAGUGGCCAGAGAAACACCUUACGCAAUCCACGUUAAGCGACGACAGUUCUAAAGACAGCGAUGAAGAUGAUGAUGAUGAUAACGAUAAGAAGAAAAAGAAGAAGGCUACCGUGAAAGCACAUCGCACCACAACUCGACCACCUCUGAGAACAACAACAACAAGGAAAGUAUUUGGGGCACAGAAUGUGACAGCCAGUUUCACAGCCAAUGUGUCAGCCAGUUUGACAGCCAAUGUGACAGCCAGUGUAGGAGCCAAUGUGACCGCGAAUUGGAGGACAUCGACAGCGGAGAUCAAUGCCACAGAUCUUUUCAACAGUAGUAGAGAUUACGGUAGUUACCAACGCCCAGACAAUGCCGGUCACAUGGGACGCAUGGGUCACAUGCCUUGUGCUACAGGGCAUACAAAAUAUGGUAAAUAAAAUUUUAAGAUAACACGUUUCCGGUUAAAUGAGAUAAGAUAAUAAGAUAUGAGUCUUUAUUGAGCCAAAGAAAUGAAGAUGAUUUUUUUAAAAAUUAUUAUUACAUAAUUGUACACAUUCAUUUUAGGCCCAUAAAUAAUCACAUAUUUCAAUCAAGACAACAUUUUACAAUAAUAACAAUCUAAACACAAGACAUCUAAACACAAGACACCUAAACACAAGACAUCUAAACACAAGACAUCUAAACACAAGACAUCUAAACAAAAGACAUCUAAACACAAUACAUUUAAAAAUAAGACAUCUAAACACAAGAGUUAAUAGAAGCAUACUGCCUUACGUGUAAUCCUCAUAGAAGCAUACUGCCUUACAUGUAUCAAAAUAGAAGCAUACUGCUUUAUUCAAGCAUGAAAUCAUAUAAUUUUAAUUAUUUUAAAUACUCAAAUGCAUCAAUCCACCCUUCCAUUCAUCAAUCCACCCUUCCACCCAUCAAUCCACCCUUCCAUCCAUCAAUUCACCCUUCCACCCAUCAAACCGCGUUUCCACCCACCAAUGCCCCCUUCCUACUAUCAAUCCAUCAUUCCACCGAUAAAUCCACCCUUCAACCCAUUAACCCGCCUUCCACCCAUCAAUUCACCCUUCCACCAAUCAAUCGACCCUUCCACCCUUCAAACCAUAUUUCCACAUACCAAUGCACCCUUCCACCCAUCAAUUCACCAUUCCACCCAUAAAUCCACCCUCCCUCCCACCAAUGCUACCUUCCAUCCAUAAAUACAUCCUUCCAACCAUCAAUACAUCCUUCCACCCAUCAAUCCAUCAUCAUCCUUGUAGCCAUCAAACCAGCCUUCCACCAAUCAAUCAAUCCUUCCAGCCAUCAAUCAAUACUUCCACAAAUCAAUCAACCCUUCCACCCAUUAACCCAAACAAAUGCAUAUUGAUAUAGAUCGAUGUACUGAUCAAUAUAUCUUAACAUCACUUUACUUUCAAUAUGUUUAUUGAACAAUUCCUUGAUCUGUAUAUAACAUGACCACUCGAUCCGUCUCUCCACAUCUUUGAACAGACAAAGUAGAGAAAGACAUUACCGCCCUAUGGGGGUACGUCCAAGGUAUAACACAACCUGUACAUGUACACGUACACAACAAAGACGGGGACAUGGAAGUGGACCGAUCACCUCGAGGACACUCAGGUAGGUCAUCGUCAAGUUUUGUAACUUUAGUUCCAGCAUUGAAGGCCUUUGUUUUUUUUUUAUAUUAGGACCCUUUACACUGUAACCUACAUGUGGCCACCAAGGGCAUGACUAUAUUGCAUUAGUUUCUUGCUGUUUCCGUGCCUUCAUACACUCUUUUUUCAAAAUCCAUUUCAUUACAGCAAUAAGCAAAUUUCAAUGAAAACAUUUUUUCGACAUUUUAUUUUUUUCAAACUAAAUUUCUUUUGUAUGUUGAUUCCGUUUAGAAAAAAAGUAUUCGAAGCCGAGGAAAGAAAGGGAGGAAAAGGGCGUGGCAUCAAAAUAUUCCAAGAAAGGGAUGAGAACAGAUACCCGGGGAACUUAUAGACAUCUCAGUCACCAACACAGCAGACACCCUCACGACCAUCAUCAUUCCCACCAUGACCACACCAAACACAAUCACACCGAGCACAAUCAUUCACACCACGAGCACACAAAACACAAUCACACCAAGCACAAUCAUUCACACCACGACCACACCAAACACAAUCACACCGAGCACAAUCAUUCACACCACGAGCACACCAAACACAAUCACACCAAGCACAAUCAUUCACACCACGACCACACCAAACACAAUCACACCAAGCACAAUCAUUCACACCACGACCACACCAAACACAAUCACACCAAGCACAAUCAUUCGCACCAUCAUCACACCAAACACCACCACGCCAAAGACAGUCAUUCACACCACCACCACCAUCACCACACCAAAGACCAUCACACCUACCACGGACACCAGGACCAGCACCACACCAAGCAGCCCGAUCACGUGAUUGGUCGUCUGGGUUUGUCGAAACUGGGAAAAGGCCGUGAAACUCACAUCCACAUCCACAUCCAUGUCAAUGACAAGGGGGAUAAGCAAAACAAGGGAGAUGAGCAAAACAAGAGAGAUGAGCAUCACCAGGAGGAGACACCCAGAAGCGAACAAGAUGGUGAGUCUUCAUUUGUGGUUGAUCGAUGGUGUUUGAAUCGUCAAAUUCGAUGUCAUAUUGUUAUUUUAUUAUAUGAUAUUAUUACUCUUUAAAAUGAUAUAAUAUAAUUACUUUGUUAAUCAUAUGAAAUUAAUUAUUACUUUAUGUAUUAUAUGAAAUUAUUAAUUAUUUAUAUGAUAUUAUUACUUUAUUUAUUACUUGAUAUAAUAACUUUCCAUAAAUAGGCCGUAAAAAUUUAAAGCAAGACUGGCAAAUAAACAGGUUCUGGAUUAGAGACAAACUUCUCUGAUCGCGUAGUUUGAAAUGCCAAAGUAUUUCUGGAUUAGAGACAAACUUCUCUGAUCGCGUAGUUUGAAAUGCCAAAGUAUUUCUGGAUUAAGACAAACUUCUCUGAUCGCGUAGUUUGAAAUGCCAAAGUAUUUCCGGAUGCAAAGGAGAGAGCAGAAAAGGGUGGUGGCAUCAUAAGUGUCAGGGUGUGUGCGUGGGCAUCAUACUGGUGAACGUGGGUAUCAUACUGGUGAACGUGGGCAUCAAACUGGUGAACGUGGGCAUCAUACUGGUGAACGUGGGCAGAAUACUGGUGAACGUGGGCAUCAUACGGGUGUAUGUGGGCAUCAUAGGAGUGUACGUGGGCAUCAUAAGGGUGUUCGUGGGUAUCAUAAGGGUGUACAUGGGUAUUGAACCGAUAUUCCGGAGAGAACUAAAGUCAUCAAUUACAUAGUCGUAUUUAUUUGAUGGGAUUUAACAAUUUUAGGUUAGGAGAAAUAUAUUAUUUUCUAUUUGUGGCUUGGACUCAGUGGGUCGGUUUAAGACUUGGAAUCGUUGUUUCGGUUUCAGACUUGGACUCUGUGGGUCAGUUUAUGACUUGGACUCUGAGGGCCGGUUAAAGACUUGGAGUCGGUGGGUCAGUUUCAGUCUUGGACUCUGAGGGUCGGUUAAAGACUUGGACUCGGUGGGUCAGUUUCAGACAUGGACUCGGUGUGUCAGUUUCAGGGGUUGACUUGGUGGGUCGGUUACAGAUUUUGAUUGGAGGGUCGGUUACAGAUUUGGACUCUGUGGGUCAGAUUCAGACUUGGACUCUGUGGGUCAGAUUCAGACUUGGACUAGUGUGGUUAAGUUUACGACUUGGACUCGGUGGGUCAGUUUCAGACUUGGACUCGGUGGGUCAGUUUCAGACUUGGACUCUGUGGGUUAGUUUCAGACAUGGACUCUGUUGGUUAGUUUCAGAGUUGGACUCAGUGGGUCGGUUAAAGACAUGGACUCAAUGGGUCAGUUUCAGUCUUGGACUCUGUGGGUCAGUUUAUGGUUUGGAUUUGGUGGGUCGGUUACAGAUUUGGAUUGGUGGGUUGGUUACAGAUUUGGAAUCUGUGGGUCAGAUUCAGACUUGGACUCUGUGGGUCAGUUUCAGACUUAGACUAGUGUGGGUAAGUUUAUGACUUGGACUCGGUGGGUCGGUUAAAGACUUGGACUCGGUGGGUCAGUUUCAGACUUGGACUGGUGGGUCAGUUUCAGAAUUUGGACUCUGUGAGUCCGUUAAAGACUUGGACUCAGUGGGUCAGGUUCAGAGUGGACUAUGUGGGUCGAUUAAGGACUUGUACUUGGUGGGUUAGUUUCAGACUUGGACUCAGUGGGUCAGUUUCAGAAUUGGACUCGGUGGGUCAGUUUCAGACUUAGACUCUGUGGGUCAGUUUCAGACAUGGACUCGGUGGGUCAGUUUCAGACUUGGACUCAGUGGGUCGGUUAAAGACAUGGACUCAAUGGGUCAGUUUCAGUCUUGGACUCUGUGGGUCAGUUUCAGAAGUGGAUUCGCUGGUUUAGUUAAAGAGUUGGAUUCGGUGGGUCAGUUUCAGACGCUGCCUCUGUGGGUCGGUUACAGAUUUGGAUUGGUGGGUUGGUUACAGAAUUGGACCCUGUGGUUCAAUUUUAGACUUGGACUCGGUGGAUCAGUUACAGAAUUGGACCCUGUGGGUCAGUUUCAGACUUGGACUCUGUAGUUCAGUUUAUGACUUGGACUCGGUGGGUCGGUUAAAGACGUUGACUCGGUGGUUCAGUUUCAUACUUGGGCUCUGUGGGUCAGUUAAUGACUUGUAUUUGGUGGGUCAGUUUCAGACUUGGACUCUGUAGUUCUGUUUAUGACUUGGACUCGGUGGGUCGGUUAAAGACGUUGACUCGGUGGUUCAGUUUCAGACUUGGACUCUGUGGGUUAGUUUCAGAGUUGGAAAGGUGGAUCAGUAGCAGACAUGGACUAUAUGGGUCAAAUUCAGACUUGGACUCUGUGGGUCGGUUACAGAUUUGGAAAGGUGGGUCGGUUACAGAUUUGGACUCUGUGGGUCAGUUUGAGACUUAAAGUCUGUGGGUCAGUUUCAGACGUGGACUCGGUGGGUCAUUGUCAUUGCUGGUUAGUAAUUGCUGGUUAGUCAUUGCUGGUUAGUCAUUGCUGGUCAGUCAUUGCUGGUUAGUCAUUGCUGGUUAGUCAUUGCUGGUUAGUCAUUGCUGGUCAGUCAUUGCUGGUCAAUCAUUGCUGGUUAGUCAUUGCUGGUCAUACAUACCUGGUAAGUCAUUGGUGGUCAGUCAUUGCUGGUCAGUCAUUGCUGGUCAGUCAUUGCUGGUCAGUCAUUGCUGGUCAGUCAUUGCUGGUCAGUCAUUGCUGGUCAGUCAUGGCUAGUCAGUCAUUGCUGGUCUGUCAUUGUUGGUCCGUCAUUGCCGGUCAGUUAUUGUUUGUCGGUCAUUGUUUGUCACUGCCAAUAACUAUGGGCUGUAGGCGUACUUCAUAUCCCCAUCAUACACUUCAUGCACAUUCGUUUUGUUUCCUCCCAGUCAAGCCGCUGUACGCGACCUGUGACCUGAGGAACCAUGACCCCAAGCACAAUAUUUCGGGCACAAUUUCUUUACGCCAGAAGGUGAGUGUUGAGGACCAUUGAUUCAUAACACAGUGACCAGUUGUCAGAUAUAAGUAAAUGUUAAAACUCAAUGGGCAUCUAGAAGCAAAUGUUAUAACUUGGUGACCAAUUGGGCAUCCAGAAGCUAAAUUUAUAACACAGAGACCAAUGGGCAGCUAUAGAGGCUAAAGUUAUAACACAGAGACCAAUGGGCAGCUACAGAGGCUUAAGUUAUAACACAGAGACAAAUAGGCAGCUAUAGAGGCUAAAGUUAUAACACAGAGACCAAUGGGAAGCUAUAGAGGCUUAAGAUAUAACACAGAGACCAAUGGGCAGCUAUAGAGGCUUAAGUUAUAACAAAGAGACCAAUGGGCAGCUAUAGAGGCUUAAGUUAUAACACAGAGACCAAUGGGCAGCUAUAGAGGCUAAAGCUAUAACACAGAUACCAAUGGGCAGCUAUAGAGGGUAAAGUUAUAACACAGAGACCAAUGGGCAGCUAUUGAGGCUUAAGUUAUAACACAGAGACCAAUGGGCAGCUAUAGAGGUUUAAGUUAUAACACAGAGACCAAUGGGCAGCUAUAGAGGCUUAAGUUAUAAAACAGAGACCAGCGGGCAGCUAUAGAGGCUUAAGUUAUAACACAGAGACCAAUGGGCAGCUAUAGAGGCUUAAGUUAUAACACAGAGACUAAUGGGCAGCUAUAGAGGCUUAAAUUAUAACACAGAGACCAAUGGGCAACUAUAGAGGCUUAAUUUAUAACACAGAGACCAAUGGGCGCAUAUAAAGGCUUAAGUUAUAACACAAAGACCAAUGGCCAGCUAUAGAGGCUAAAGUUAUAACAAAGAGACCAAUGGGCAGCUAUAGAGGCUUAAGUUAUAACACAGAGACCAAUGGGCAGCUAUAGAGGCUAAAGUUAUAACAAAGAUACCAAUGGGCAGCUAUAGAGGGUAAAGUUAUAACACAGAGACCAAUGGGCAGCUAUAGAGGCUUAAGUUAUAACAAAGAGACCAAUGGGCAGCUAUAGAGGCUUAAGUUAUAAACAGAGACCAAUGGGCAGCUAUAGAGGCUAAAGUUAUAACACAGAGACCAAUGGGCAGCUAUAGAGGCUAAAGUUAUAACACAGAGACCAAUGGGCAGCUAAAGAGGCUUAAGUUAUAACACAGAGAUCAGCCGGACGUCAGGAACAAUUUUGUCUUUGAUAGCCAAACAUUUAGCAGACAAUAAAAAGCUAAACUAUUGGGUAAGUACUAAAAAGCUGCAUAAAAUAGGUAGCCACUAAACAGAACCCACCAUUUUCACCGUAGCACUAUCCCCCCCCCCCUCCGUCCUAUUUACAUGAACAUUACACUGGCCGCAACAUGUCAAAAGUGUUAUUUCCAUGAACAUUACCCCGGCCCCAACAUGUCAAAAGGGCCCCCCGGCCCAGCCCCCCCCCCCCCAACCCGCCUCUUCGCUCCUAGUGUCUCAAUAAUACGGUCAGCACUAUGCACAAUAUGAAUUUAGCAAAGGGCUAUCCCCACCGCCCCACACACACCCACACAGACACGCCCGCACGGACAUUUCAUUCGUGUGUCCCUAAACAAAUUGUUCGUGUGUUCCUAAACAAAUUGUUCGUAUGUCUCUAAACAAAUUGUUCGUGUGUCUCUAAACAAAUUGUUCGUGUGUUCCUAAACAAAUUGUUCGUAUGUCUCUAAACAAAUUGUUCGUGUGUCUCUAAACAAAUUGUUCGUGUGUUCCUAAACAAAUUGUUCGUGUGUUCCUAAACAAAUUGUUCGUGUUUCCCUACACAAAUUGUUGGUGUGUUCCUACAUAAAUUGUUCGUAUGUUCCUACACAAAUUAUUGGUGUGUCCCACACAAAUUGUUCGUGUGUCCCUACACAAAUUGUUCAUAUAGCAGUGUCUGAAGUUCACUGGCCAUGUUCGUGUUAUUUUCAUAAGAACUCCUUUCUCUUCUCUUAGCCGGGCCAACAGCUCGAGGUCCGUAUACAGGUGCAAGGCUUCUCUGUCCCGCUGACCGACGACGUGCCACCGAGUCCAGAUGAAGGGACGUGGCCCUCAAACAGUUCGGCCGUGGCCAACGAAACUGUCAGCCGCAUCCCAGUGGUCAGUCAGCACGGAUUCCAUGUCCACGAGUAUGGGGAUUUCAGCCAAGGGUGCCUUUCUUUUGGAGGGCAUUUCAACCCCGAGGGCGUGACCCACGGGCAUCGUAAUGGUGGGAACAUUGGGUGGGCACCAACGCUUAAUUUUAUUUUCAAUAAACCGAUGAAAUAUUUAAUAUACUAUUUUUAUAAUAUCAACCUAGUUCCUAGAUUUGACUGUCCAUCUAGUUUGCGUGUCUUGUCUAGCCUUGUUGUGUCAUUGUCUUUUUGUGUCGUUGUUUUGAUGUGUCGUUGUCUCGAUGUGUCGUUGUCUUGAUGUGUCGUUGUCUUGAUGUGUCGUUGUCUCGAUGUGUCGUUGUCUUAAUGUGUCGUUGUCUUGUUGUGUCGUUGUUUUGAUGUGUCGUUGUCUUUAUGUGUCGUUGUCUUGAUGUGUCAUUGUCUUGAUGUGUCGUUGUUUAUGGGUCGGUGUCUUGAUGUGCCAUUGUCUUGAUGUGCCGUUGUCUUGAUGUGUCGUCUUGAUGUGUCGUUGUCUUAAUGUGUCGUUGUCUUGAUGUGUCGUCGUCUUGUUGUGUCGUUGUCUUGUUGUGUCGUUGUCUUGAUGUGUCGUUGUCUUGAUGUGUCGUUGUCUUGAUGUGUCGUUGUCUUGAUGUGUCGUUGUCUUGAUGUGUCUAGUAUGUCCAACUUUUAUAUUUCUUCUGUUUGUCGUAAACAAUUUUUUUUAAAUGUCUAUUUCUUUUAUGGGCACCUAAAUGUUUACUAGCUUCUAUUCUUUUGCAAUCCGCUUAAGUGAAGGAUAAUGCACAAAUAAACUUAGGUAUGUUCCAAAAUGCAUCCUUGAAUUUUGAAUAGAUAUAAAAAAUGUUCGAAGGUUUGGACUCACCGAGCCCCCUCCUUGGCAUCUCCGACAGCUUUCGCUCGAGAGGCCUCGCCUCCGAUUUCUGCUCCUCCCCCACCCCCACCUCCACGCCCAAUCAAAGUGACGACACGGGAUCGAAAUUUAACUAGGGCUAAAAGCAAACCCUUGGGUGUGUCCAAACAUUCCCUUGGGUGUGUCCCAACAUACCCUUGGGUGUGUCCCGACAUACCCUUGGGUGUGUCACAACAUACCCUUGGAUGUGUUACAACAUACCCUUGGGUGUGUCACAACAUACCCUUGGAUGUGUCACAACAUACCCUUGGGUGUGUCCCAACUGGUGUGAAUUCAGGUUGUUUAUGGCCAGGGCGCCAGACAUAGUGACUAAUUUUAGCGGUGAUUUAUGCCCUUCCCCUCAAACCCCCCUCCAUCACGAUCCCAUUAUGUAUGCUUUGGUUGUACACAUUCAUUUUGAAUUUACCAAAAAUAUUCCCAGAACCCCUCUCUCCCUUUCAGUCUUGAGCCACCGGCGCCCUCGAUUUCUGCUUUCCAUCCUCCAGAUUUUUUUCAAAAUGACAGUAUCUGCAUCUUACAAGGAAGCAAACAUCAGCAACAACAAGAACAACUACUACAACAACAUCAGCAACAACAAGAACAACUACCACAGCCACCACUCUAAACAUUUUCAAAAUGUCAAAACUUGAUUGAAAUCUUCCUUUCCGUAGGCAUGUUGGUGACUGGGGUAACAUCAGCUCUUGAUUGAAAUCUUACUUUCUGUAGGCAUGUUGGUGACUGGGGUAACAUCAACACUUGAUUGAAAUCUUCCUUUCUGUAGGCAUGUUGGUGACUGGGGUAACAUCGAUGUAGAUGCUAGUGGCCAAGCGUUCUCAAACUUUGAAGUCAAGUCUGCAAGUCUGAGUGGUCCUAACUCAAUCAUUGGGCGUGGCAUUGUGGUAAUUUAUAAUUAGUGGUCAAUUGAAAAGUCUGAUAAAUUAGAAAUUAUUGUUCAUUAGAAAUUAUUGUUCAUUAGAAAUUAUUGUUCAUUAGAAAUUCUGAUAAAGUAGAAAUAAGGUAAAUUAGAUAUAUUUUGUAAAUUAAAAAAAAAUAAAAAAUUAACGAAUAAAUUCGAUAAAUCAGAAUUUGCGUUAGAUAACAAAUGAUAUGUUCAAAAAAUAUUAUAAAUACAGUAAUAGUAUUGAACUUAAAUUUAACUAAUUUCACAUUAUGGUAAAUGGAACUCAUUACUUUGAUUUAACAAUCAAUCAAUUGCUCAAAAGGAAAUUUAAAAUAUUGAUGUUUGUCUCCAUGGAAAUGUGUGUCAGUCUCCAUUUAAAUAUAUGUCAGUCUCCAUUAAAAUAUAUAUCAGUCUCCAUUAAAAUAUAUGUCAGUCUCCAUUAAACUAUAUGUCAGUCUAAUAUGGACAAUCUAAUCACUGACAUUGACUCAUUCUCUUGUUUAGUUGUCCACUGAACACAUUCUUGGUAUCAACUUUAUUCUAGAUCCAUGCUCGUGCAGACGACCUGGGUGAAGGUCACACAGAGGCCAGCAAGACCACCGGUGACGCGGGAGGCAGAAUUGCUUGUUGCACCGUGGCUUGGGCUAAACCACGAGUGUAGAACUGGACAGCACUGACCACGUGACCAGUUGUCUGGACAGCACAUUGACCACGUGAUGGAUGGACUGGGAACAGAAAGUUCAUGAGUGUUCGUAUCAAAUACGAGAUCAAAGAAGUCUCAGGAUGGUCGAACCGUCAACUCAUUAAAUUUAUGGUAGUACAUACAUCGUUAUAAUAUUCUCGUAUGAAAUAAAAUGUCAAAAUCAAGGUUCUUGCAGUUGUUCUGUCCUUUGGGAUUUCAUGGUCCGUCUAUGGACAUUUUAUGUUCUGUCAAUUGACAUUUUGUGUUCUGUCAAUGACAUUUUGUGUUCUGUCCAUUGAUAUUUUGUGUUCUGUCAAAGGACAUUUUGUGUUCUGUCAAUGGCAUUAUGUGUUCUGUAUAUGGCAAUAUGUGUUCUGUCAAUUGAUAUUUUGUGUUCUGUCAAUUGAUAUUUUGUGUUCUGUCAAUGGACAUUUUGUGUUCUGUCAAUUGUCUUUGUGUCAAUGUGAUAGAUUCUUUUGUUUGUUUUAAUUUUUAGCAGUGGUUAUUUUUUUGAACAUCACACAUAUAAUCCAUGUACAAUGUUCUAGUUAAACAGCUGCAAACCUUGUACUAGUUGCACCGUUGUAAAACCUUAUACAGUUGUACCUUUGUAUCCCUUUUACUAGUUGUACCAUUCUAAAUCUUGUACUAAUUGUACCAUUCUAAAUCUUGUACUAGUUGUACCUUUGUAAACCUUGUACUAGUUGUCCCAUUGUAAACCUUGUACUAGUUGUACCAUUGUAAACCUUGUACUAGUUGUACCAUUGUAAACCUUGUACUAAUUGUACCAUUGUAAACCAUGUACAGGUUGUACCAUUCUAAAUCUUGUCCUAGUUGUACCAUUGUAAGUCUUGUAUUAGUUGUACCAUUGUAAAUCAUGUACUA
Lymnaea stagnalis (great pond snail) is the source of this 12349-nucleotide messenger RNA. Lineage: Eukaryota; Metazoa; Mollusca; Gastropoda; Lymnaeidae. The record is from the annotation of a GenBank genome assembly.